This is a messenger RNA of Pseudophryne corroboree (corroboree frog), 1875 nucleotides long. Its product is annotated as acetylgalactosaminyl-O-glycosyl-glycoprotein beta-1,3-N-acetylglucosaminyltransferase-like. The record is from RefSeq and is a predicted model, not a curated record. Gene Ontology annotation, molecular function: UDP-glycosyltransferase activity; hexosyltransferase activity. Gene Ontology annotation, cellular component: Golgi membrane. NCBI's taxonomy places the organism in Eukaryota, Metazoa, Chordata, Amphibia, Anura, Myobatrachidae. The coding region runs from base 13 to 1155 and encodes 380 amino acids. The transcript has a single exon.
UACGGAGUUGCCAUGAGAAAACAUAACUGCAGCCUCUUGUUUGCAUUCAUAGUGACUAUCAUCAUUCUUCGCUCCCUUUUUUUAUCAAGUGAAAUUCAAGAUACUAUAAACUCCAGUCCAAUAGACACAGUGAUUAUUCGUCAUGUCCUUCCAUCCAUUUCCAAGCUACCACUUGUCAAAUGCAUAGAAAAUGAUUCCAUUCAAAGCUUCCCAAAAUUUAAUAUGCAAACACAGAACAUGAAGGAUUUUUUGACUUAUCGUCAUUGCAGGAGUUUUCAAUUGUUGCUGGACUCUCCCAUGAAGUGUGGUGGCCCCAAUGCCUCUAAAGACAUUUUCCUGUUACUAGCUAUCAAAAGUUCCCCAGCAAAUUAUGAACGCCGUGAGAUCAUCCGGAAAACAUGGGGAGAAGAGAAAACAUUUGGACAUGCCAAGGUAAAAAGAAUCUUUUUUAUUGGAGUCUCAAGGGCACAAGAAGAUGCAAAAUGGCUAAUGCAGUUGCUGGCUAUAGAGAGUCAGACCUAUGGAGAUAUAUUGCAGUGGAGAUUUCAAGAUACCUUCUACAAUUUAACCUUGAAGCAAGUUCUUUUCCUCCAGUGGCAGAAUCAUAGAUGUCCUGGAGUGCAGUUUAUUUUCAAUGGAGAUGAUGAUGUCUUUGUCCACACUUUUAAUGUUAUUACAUAUUUGCAAAGCUUGGAAAAUAAUGGAAGCCAUAGUCACCUUUUUGUUGGUGCAUUGAAUAUAGGGAUGCCUCCUGUUCGUGAGAAUAAAACAAAAUACUAUAUCCCAAAAGAACUUUUUCCUGGUGAAAUAUUUCCUCCCUACUGUUCUGGUGGUGGCAUUCUUAUGUCUGGCUUCACUUCCUAUUCUAUCUUAAGGGCAUCAGAGUACAUACCACUAUUCCCCAUCGAUGAUGCUUAUCUGGGGAUGUGCCUGGAGAAGGCAGGGAUAAGUCCAGGCAACCAUCAAGGAAUGCUCCCAUAUGGGAUCCGGGUGCCAGGAGCUGGUAUGGACUCUUUUGAUCCAUGUUAUUACCAGGAUAAACUAAUGAUUCAUCGAUUUGUGCCCCAUGAAAUAUUAAUACUGUGGAAAACUUUACAGAUCACAAAGCAGCACUGCUACACAAACACAAUGACAGUGUCCAAAAUAACUGAUUAAGCAACAAUUAUGUGCAUAUAGUCAAGAUCUUUAAGGAAUAUUAGAUUAAUAACUUAUUUAUUCACUUAAAGGGGGAAGAUGUAUUAUCCUGUGGAGACAGAUAAAGUGGAGACAGAAAGUAUCCGCUCCUAAAUGCCACGUUACAGGCUGUGUUUGAAAAAUGAUAGGAGCGAAUUAGCUGGUAUUUUAUCUCGCUCCACGGCUUUGUACAUCUGCCAUGAUUCUUUAUAGAUUAAGCAUGAAAUGACUAUGGUUGACAAUAGAACAGAUGCCUAGGUCCAAAACCAAUGAGAUAUGUUGGUGUCAAACACUUUCUGUUCAUAAACUGUCAACUCUGCUCACAAAUUAGAGUCUUGGAAAGACACUGCAUCUCUGAACACAUCACCUACACAUCACUCUUUAACAUCCUUGGAGACUUUAUAUUCUUUUGGAUCAAGCACACAGAGCCCUCAGGAACCAAACUCACAGGACUAAAACUCUACCAAUAUAAUAGUCUGUCUUAAAACGAUUUUUGCUGGUAUCUCAGACAACUUACUUAUUGACUUCCUAAAUAUGCAGGUCCAGAUAUUCCAGGAUCUGACACUGAUCUGCUGAUACAAAAGUUGUGAGAUUUACUAUAAUUUCAAAUAUAAAAAAAAUGUCAAAUAUCAUUGCUGUUUUUCUGUUCUACUUCUGGAAAUUACUGAGAUACCACAUACUUCACAAUAGCAGUAGAGCAGG